GUCUGUCGCGCGAUCUUCGAAUUACAACGAUACGCCGGAUCAUCCUAUUUGAUGAUCGUGGUCCUGCUGCAAAUCUACCCAAACGUAUAUGCAUAAUUAAUGUCGUUGCGAUCGACGUUAUUUGGCGGGAAAAAUGCUCUUGAGCCGGUACUGGUUCUACCCCGAGUGGAGCCGACCCGAGCCGAAUCGAACCGUACCGUACUACUUGAAGCGAGAGAUUCCCGGGCAGAAAGAACUCGUGGUCGGGAAUCGUUGCUGCAUCCAGCAUCCCACCGAUCGAAAAUCGAUCGGUUGCUCGACUCAACGACAACCGACGAAAUCGAACGCGAAUCAUGGGGUUCUUGGUCCUCGUACCCUUGCUGAUUCUCUGCUUGAUCCAACCGCCGGUCGUUCGUUGCGGGAGGAUAUAGAGGCUGUGAGGAACAGCGUGUGGCCUGAAUCGCGGGAGUUGAAGUGUUACAUGUACUGUCUGUGGGAGCAAUUCGGUCUAGUCGACGACAAGAGGGAGCUCAACUUGGACGGCAUGCUCUCGUUUGUCCGAAGAAUACGAGCCUACAGGUCGGGAGAACUGCACUUCAUCCCCGUGUGCCACGGAUACAGCACAAACAUGGCGAAAGACGACAACUGCGAGUACGCGUACACGUUCAACAAAUGUUACGCGGAAUUGUCGCCGCAAACGUAUUACUUGUUCUAACGGACAGAGCGCGAGGGAGAAAGGAAACGAGACCAAAGAAAAACGACGCGUCGCCAAACGACCUGGAACCUGCAUCGUGUGAUUUUUCACUUUACCAUGUAAUGGAACCGUACCGGUUUCGAUGUA
Molecule: messenger RNA, 820 nt
Organism: Colletes gigas
Lineage: Eukaryota; Metazoa; Arthropoda; Insecta; Hymenoptera; Colletidae
Gene: Obp10
Product: general odorant-binding protein 69a-like
Exons: 6
Coding region: 134-694 (186 amino acids)
Molecular function (GO): odorant binding
Source: RefSeq, a predicted model, not a curated record